GGAAAGACCAAGCGCGAACUGAAAUCCAACGAAAUGCUGAUUCAUCUGGCGAUAGUGUUCUCACUUUUGGCGUGUGCCAAAUCUCUAAGUGAAGGAGACAGCUGCGCCAUUAUGGAUGGCUCUCCUGGAGUUUGCAAGGCGAUAAACGACUGCUCAUACGCAGAAGAUGACUUCAGAAAGCAUCUCAAGCCAAUGAAAUGCGGCCACAGUGAAUUUGAUCCAUUCAUAUGCUGUGAUUCCCCAAGUGAAUCCCCACUUGGGGUUACCACACCUAAAAUUAGGGGAAGAAAAACAACCGAAACGGACCAACUCAAAGGGAAAGAAUUUUCUUUGGAAUGUGACAAAGCAGAGAGAAGAGGGCAGAAAGCCUAUGAUAAAUGCCUUGAAUACCAAGAGAAAUAUGUGUACCCAUGCCGCCCUGGACCUACUGGUAACAUUAGAGUUGACGACUGCACUUGGAAACCAGAACAACUAAUUAUAGGAGGAGUAGACGCUUAUAAGGGGGAGUUUCCGCAUAUGGCUCUCCUGGGCUAUGGCAAUGAUAAAUUAGAAUGGCUUUGUGGAGGUGUCAUAAUCAGCGAACGAUAUGUGCUCACAGCAGGGCAUUGCACGUACAGCGCAUAUAAGCAUAGUCCUGUUAAGAAAAUCCGAGUUGGUAUAUUAAAACGAAGUGAUGCCGUGGAUUCGUCUAAAGAAUACAAUGUGGUGCCGAUCAAAUACCCAGAAUACCACUCACCGCUGAGAUAUAAUGAUAUAGCAUUACUACAGACUGACAGAGAUAUAGAACUUAACAAGUACGUCGUGCCAGCGUGUCUUCAUGAUGGCGGCGCGGACAUAUUCAAGAACAGCGCCAUCGUUACCGGUUGGGGAACGACGGUUUAUAAAAGUCGGGAUUUCUCGGAUGUACUCCAAAAGGCAAGAGUCGAGAGAUUUGAAAGUGUCGAAUGUGAAAAGAAGUAUAAUCAUAUCCGCCUAAUGCCAAAUGGAUUUAACUCAACAACCCAACUGUGUUAUGGAGAUCGAUUUUCCAACAGGGAUACUUGUGAGGGAGAUAGUGGUGGACCCCUGCAAAAAAUCCACCCAACCAUCCGCUGUAUGUACUCGGUCAUUGGGAUCACCUCCAUGGGCAAAUCGUGCGGUAUAGCUGGUGAACCUAGCAUUUACACUCGGGUGGAAUAUUACCUGCCCUGGAUUGAGGAAAUUGUUUGGCCUUAGAUACAUUGAUUAUGUAUUAUACUGUUACGGAAUAUUAAAUUUGCAAAAACAGAAACAGUUUAUCGACGAUUUUGUUUACAAUUUCGAAAUAAAGAGAAUUCAAUAGCAA
Molecule: messenger RNA, 1324 nt
Organism: Pieris brassicae (large cabbage white)
Lineage: Eukaryota; Metazoa; Arthropoda; Insecta; Lepidoptera; Pieridae
Product: serine protease snake-like
Exons: 11
Coding region: 34-1215 (393 amino acids)
Biological process (GO): proteolysis
Molecular function (GO): serine-type endopeptidase activity
Source: RefSeq, a predicted model, not a curated record